CCCUCAGCAGCCCGCCCUCCUCUGCCUGGCGCCAGGAGGCUGAUUUUCCACUCGCUGGUGAGAAAGUUCCAUGCCACUGUUUCUCUUUCUCUCUCUUUCUGGAGUUAAAUUUGUUUGCAGAUACUUGCAGUUUAAGACGCCUGGAGUUGUUUGUUUGUAACUGGGGCCCAAAGCCCUGUUGCUUUCAAACGCAAAAGCAGAGCCCACAGUGAACCCGCGGCGCCCUGAGGCCACUUCGCCUUGCUGCCCUGAGUCGGUGCAGGGUCUGCAGUGCCCACACCGCUGUCACUCUGAGAGGCCAGCCCAGGAAGCCAAGGCCACUGGUGCCUGCAGCCGGCUCAGGAAGCACCAGAUCAGCCACUGCGGUGAUACAGUGGCAUAGUCAUGCUCCGCCAUCGGUGUCGUCCUGUCUGUGCCCCCGCCUAGUCUCACCAGAAGCCACAAUUGCAUCGCCCUUUUCUGCCUCUUGAGCAUCCUAUCCCCAGCCCACCAGCCACCAUGGCGGCCUUGAUCGCUGAAAACUUCCGCUUCCUGUCUCUCUUCUUCAAGAGCAAGGAUGUGAUGAUUUUCAAUGGACUGGUGGCUCUGGGCACGGUGGGCAGUCAGGAGCUGUUCUCUGUGGUAGCUUUCCACUGUCCCUGCUCACCUGCCCGGAACUACCUGUACGGGCUGACGGCCAUUGGCGUGCCAGCACUGGCACUCUUCCUUAUUGGAGUCAUCCUCAACAACCACACUUGGAACCUCGUUGCUGAGUGUCAGUACCGGAGGGCCAAGAACUGCUCCGCCGCCCCCAACUUCCUCCUCCUGAGCUCCAUCCUGGGCCGUGCAGCCGUGGCCCCUGUCACCUGGUCCGUCAUCUCCCUGCUUCGAGGGGAGGCCUACGUCUGUGCUCUCAGCGAGUUCGUGGACCCCUCCUCGCUCACAGCUGAGGAUGAAGGCUUCCCCUCAGCUCACGCCACAGAGAUCCUAGCCAGGUUCCCUUGUGGAGAGGGCCCUGCCAACCUGUCGGGCUUCCGAGAGGAGGUCAGCCGUAGGCUCAAGUAUGAGUCCCAGCUCUUUGGAUGGCUGCUCAUCGGUGUGGUGGCCAUCCUGGUGUUCCUGACCAAGUGCCUCAAGCACUACUGCUCGCCGCUCAGCUACCGCCAGGAAGCCUACUGGGCACAGUACCGCACCAACGAGGACCAGCUCUUUCAGCGCACAGUCGAGGUGCAUUCAAGGGUGCUGGCUGCCAACAACGUGCGCCGUUUCUUCGGCUUUGUGGCCCUCAACAAGGAUGACGAAGAGCUGGUCGCCAAGUUCCCAGUGGAAGGCACACAGCCACGACCACAGUGGAAUGCUAUCACUGGGGUUUACUUGUACCGCGAGAACCAAGGCCUCCCACUCUAUAGUCGCCUACACAAGUGGGCCCAGGGCCUGACAGGUAAUGGCACGGCCCCUGACAACAUGGAGAUGGCCCUGCUCCCUUCCUAGAGCCUGCUUCCUUGCAAGUGGAACUCGUCUCAAAGGAACCCUCGUGGCAUGCUCACCUCUGCAUCGGUUUUUCUAUUAACUACAGUGUCUUGGGCAUAGACACUGGGACAUAAAACAACUAGGAGUUCCUAAGGAUCUUGUGGGCCACAUGGUCCACAGAAAGUAGGGAUGGGUUGGGGGGACUGACUUCCCAGACCUGCUGAAAUCAUCUCCUGUGGCCACCAACACUGCUCACAGCUACGGACUCUCCCAGAGCUGGUCCUUCACUAUGACGUGGGUGCUCUUUGGUGGACCUGCAAACUGAGAAGCACCAGCCGGUGGAGCCUGGUGCCAGUCCAACCCACUGGGGGGGGGCUGUUAUUGCAUAGUACACUUCAUGCAGUUAACUUGUGUCUAAUUGCAUAGGGAAGCUCAGCUCCUCAGUGUACAGCUAGGAAGCUAUCUCCAUUGUAUACCUCUGGCCUAAUUUUAUAUAUUUAAACUUUUUGAUAAAACCUCUUACUUUAAAAGCCUAAA
Messenger RNA from Phodopus roborovskii (desert hamster), 1986 nucleotides. RefSeq names its product calcium homeostasis modulator family member 2 (gene Calhm2). The coding region runs from base 499 to 1470 and encodes 323 amino acids. Lineage: Eukaryota; Metazoa; Chordata; Mammalia; Rodentia; Cricetidae. The record is from RefSeq and is a predicted model, not a curated record. Gene Ontology annotation, molecular function: monoatomic cation channel activity. The transcript has 3 exons.